Truncatella angustata is the source of this 1750-nucleotide messenger RNA. Its product is annotated as uridine kinase. Gene Ontology annotation, cellular component: cytoplasm. The record is from RefSeq and is a predicted model, not a curated record. The transcript has 10 exons. NCBI's taxonomy places the organism in Eukaryota, Fungi, Ascomycota, Sordariomycetes, Amphisphaeriales, Sporocadaceae. The coding region runs from base 147 to 1538 and encodes 463 amino acids. Gene Ontology annotation, molecular function: ATP binding; kinase activity; ATP hydrolysis activity.
AUUCGGCGGAAACCGACGGUUGUCCUCAGUAGAGUUCCAUUUAUUAUACCUGGGCCACGCCUAGUCACGCGACCUUUUUCUUUAGGACCCUUGAAACAACAACAACAUAUUUUCAUAGUCGUUCUUGAUAUACAUUUUACUUCAGUAUGGAUUCCAGCAUUUCAACACCACCCAUUAUUCCGGAGUAUAGGAGCAGUCAAGACACGUUAGCGAAACGCGCCCACUACAGUCCACCAUGGGCGGAUGUCAGCAUAAUUGGCGUUGCCGGUAGCUCUGGGUCUGGGAAGACUACGUUGUCUCAUGCCAUCAUCCGGGAGCUAAAUCUGCCGUGGGUGGUGAUCAUGUCAAUGGAUUCUUUCUAUAAACCUCUAGACGAAGAGUCUCAUAAGCUCGCUUUCCGAAACGAGUAUGAUUUUGACUCUCCCGAGGCAAUUGAUUUCGACGAGCUGUUUAGCUGCUUGAAAGACCUCAAAGCAGGAAAGCGGGCGGAAAUCCCCGUGUAUUCUUUCGAGAAGCAUCAGCGUCUUGACAAAACCGUUCCCAUAUACUCUCCUCACGUUCUUAUUCUCGAAGGCAUAUUUGCGUUGCAUGAUCCUAGAGUACGAGGUUUGCUGGACAUGGGUAUAUACUGUGAAGCUGAUGCAGACACGUGUCUCUCGAGGCGAAUAAUACGUGAUGUCAGAGAUCGUGGUCGGGAUGUCGAAGGCUGCAUCAAGCAAUGGUUCGCAUUCGUAAAGCCGAAUUUUGAAAAAUAUGUGCAACCCCAAAGAAUAGUCGCAGAUAUUAUUGUGCCUCGUGGUGUAGAGAAUAGGGUAGCUAUGAGUAUGGUAACCCAAUAUAUUGAGCGAAGGUUGCUUGAAAAGUCGACACACCAUCGAGCAGCUCUCAAGAGCCUGGAGAACGGUUUUGAUUGCGAGCCGCUGUCCGAAAGGGUCAUGGUGCUGAAGUCGACUACGCAAAUUCAAGGAAUGAGUACGAUCUUGCAGGACAUUGACACUUCCAGCGAGGACUUUAUAUUCUACUUCGACAGGCUAUCUUGCCUACUGAUUGAGCAGGCUCUGAACAAUUCUCGUUUUAAGGAGAAGACCGUGGUAACGCCUCAAGGGCACGAAUACCGUGGGCUGGCUGCUAACGGCGAAGUCAGCGCUGUGCUUGUACUUCGCGGUGGUGCCGCAUUCGAGACUGGCCUACGUCGUGUUAUUCCAGACUGUCGGACAGGGCGCCUCCUUAUUCAGUCGAAUGUUCGCACCGGCGAGCCUGAGCUUCACUACCUGAAGCUGCCGUCGGACAUUGCCCAACACGAUAGUGUUUUACUACUCGAUGCACAGAUGUCUAGUGGAGGAUCUGCGCUCAUGGCUGUUCAGGUACUGGUAGAUCACGGAGUGCCUCAGGAACGCAUCGUGUUCGCGACAUACUCAGCAGGUCGCGUUGGUGUGCAUCGGUUGACCAAGGUCUUCCCUGAGAUUACGGUUGUGGUCGGAAGCCUUCUAUCAGACAUUGAAGAACGAUGGAUUGAGCAGAGGUAUUUUCGGUGCUGAUUGUGGCCAGAGUCAGCAUUGUCCGGUCUAGCUUGGAGCCCAGAGACCCCUGAGGUAACCCUAGAAUACAUAGCGAAGUCGAAUAUAUACGAACCAUCAAGCGAAAUGUAUACCCUGAGCUUAUAAUGUUAGACCACUCGAGCGUCUAUCAGGACGUUGUCACAACACCAGAGGAAACUUUGAUCCGUCUGAUAAUAGUUCAUGCUCCGGGC